Molecule: messenger RNA, 2675 nt
Organism: Hibiscus syriacus
Lineage: Eukaryota; Viridiplantae; Streptophyta; Magnoliopsida; Malvales; Malvaceae
Product: protein fluG-like
Exons: 18
Molecular function (GO): glutamine synthetase activity; hydrolase activity
Source: RefSeq, a predicted model, not a curated record
AAAAACAGAAAGAAAAGAAUGGAAUUUGCAGAACUGAGAGAAGCCAUAGAGCAGAUAGAGUUGGUGGAUUCUCAUGCUCACAAUAUUGUCCCUUCAGAUUCUUCAUUUCCCUUCAUCAAUUCACUGUCUGAAGCAACUGGCCAUGCCUUAUCCUUUGCUCCUCACUCCCUCUCUUUCAAGAGGAAUUUGAGGGAUAAUGCAGAACUCUAUGGCACAGAAUCAUCAUUGGAUGCCGUGGAACUGUAUCGCAGAUCAUUUGGCUUAAAAGCCAUUAGCUCGAAUUGCUUUAAAGCUGCAGGAAUCUCGGCUGUUCUCAUUGAUGAUGGAUUGAGACUUGACAAGAAGCAGGACUUACAGUGGCAUAGAAAUUUUGUUUCUUUUGUUGGUAGGAUACUCAGAAUUGAACACCUGGCCGAGGAGAUUCUUGAUGGAGAGAUGCCGGAUGGAUCUACUUGGACACUAGAUGGGUUCACUGAAACAUUUGUGAGAAGCUUAACGUCAGUUGCAAAUGAGAUUGUUGGCUUGAAAAGCAUAGCUGCAUACCGUAGCGGUUUAGAAAUCAACCCACAUGUCACCAAAGAAGAUGCUGAGGCUGGUCUUUCUGAAGUUUUAGAAAGUGGGAAGCCUGUACGCAUUGCCAAUAAAAGCUUGAUUGACUAUAUUUUCACGCUUAGUUUGGAGAUCGCUUGUCAGUUUGAUUUUCCGUUGCAGAUACACACAGGUUUUGGAGACAAAGAUUUGGAUUUACGGCUAUCAAAUCCUCUUCAUCUCCGGAAACUUCUUGAAGACAGAAGAUUUUCUAGGUGUCCGAUAGUUCUUUUACAUGCAUCGUACCCAUUCUCGAAGGAAGCUUCAUAUCUGGCCUCUAUUUAUGCCCUGGUUUACCUUGACUUUGGGUUGGCAAUUCCCAAGCUCAGUGUUCAUGGGAUGAUAUCCUCAGUCAAAGAACUUUUGGAACUAGCCCCCAUAAAGAAGGUGAUGUUCAGCACUGAUGCAUAUGCAACUCCUGAAACAUACUACUUGGGUGCCAAAAGAGCUCGUGAGGUUGUCUUUUCUGUUCUACGUGACACAUGCAUUGACCGGGAUCUUUGAAUCGCUGAAGCUAUUGAAGCAUCCAAGGAUAUCUUUUCUCAGAACGCAAUUCAGUUAUACAAGAUUGAUAUAGGCAGGAAACCUUUUGAUUCAAAAGCUAGUGAAUCUCCCAACAGUUACAUGAUAGGGACAAAUGUUCGAGAAGAUAGUGUUUCCCUUGUUCGUAUUGUGUGGGUUGAUACUUCUGGACAACAUAGAUGCCGUGUUGUUCAAAAGAAACUCUUUGAUGAUGUUGUGAAGAAAAAUGGUGUUGGUUUGACUUUUGCAUGUAUGGCUAUGAGUUCAGGUACGGAUGCUCCGUCUGCUGGAACUAAUCUGACUGUGACGGGUCAGAUCAGGCUUAUGCCCGAUCUAUCAACUAUGAGGGAAAUUCCAUGGACAAAACAAGAGGAGAUGGUUUUGGCUGACAUGCACCUUAGACCUGGUGAACCAUGGAAAUACUGCCCUAGAGAAGCAUUACGAAGGGUUUCAAAAAUUUUAAAAGAUGAGUUCAACUUGGUAAUGAAUGCAGGAUUCGAAAGCGAUUUUUUUCUCCUGAAAAAGCUCGAAAGGGAGGGGAAAGAAGAUUCCUGGGUGCCAAUUGACUUGUCACUUUACUGCUCCUCCUCUGCAUUUGAUGCUGUCUCCACUUUAUUUAAAGAAAUUGUUGCAGCUCUCAAUUCCUUGAAUGUCCCUGUUGAGCAGUUGCAUGCAGAAGCUGGACAUGGUCAGUUUGAAUUGGUUCUGGGGCACUCUGCUUGUACUUAUGCCGCUGAUAAUUUGAUUUUAACACGCGAAGCUGUUAGGGCUGUUGCAAAUAAACAUGGGCUGUUGGCAACUUUUGUCCCCAAGUAUGCUUUGGACGACGUAGGUUCGGGAUCCCACGUGCAUCUAAGUUUAUGGAAGAAUGGACGGAAUGUUUUUACAGCAUUGGAUGCAUCUAGUCAGCACGGAAUGUCGAAAAUCGGGGAGGAGCUCAUGGCCGGGGUUUUGGCCCAUCUUCCUUCGAUUUUGGCAUUCAUAGCAUCAGUUCCGAAUAGUUAUGCUCGAAUUCAACCUGAUACAUGGAGUGGAGCGUAUUGGUGCUGGGGAAAAGAAAACAGAGAAGCACCUAUAAGAACUGCAUGUCCACCGGGAAUCCCACAUGGUCUGGUGAGCAACUUUGAGAUUAAAUCUUUUGAUGGAUGUGCUAAUCCGCACUUCGGCUUGGCUGCAAUACUUGCUGCUGGAAUCGAUGGCCUACGGAACCACCUUCCUCUGCCUGAACCUAUUGAUGAAAACCCGGCUAUACUCGAUGGGAAACUACCGAGACUCCCGAUGUCACUUUCGGAAUCGGUGGAAGCUCUUGAGAACGACAAUGUGUUGAGGGAGAUGAUUGGUGAAAAGCUUUUCACAGUUAUAACAGGAGUUCGAAAGGCGGAGAUUGAAUACUAUUCAAGGAACAAGGAGGCAUACAAGAAACUUAUACACAGUUAUUAAGCCGCUGGUCGGCCAAUUGUAUCGAUAUCCGGGCAUUUUCUGUAGGCAAACUCCAUGAUCCCUGUGCUUUGGUUAUUCCCAUUGUGUUAAAAAAUGGAGGAGAAGUUCCAAUAAUUAGGGGAAAA